Messenger RNA from Myodes glareolus (Bank vole), 1193 nucleotides. It is a transcript of the gene Dnajb7, whose product is annotated as DnaJ heat shock protein family (Hsp40) member B7. Gene Ontology annotation, molecular function: Hsp70 protein binding. Lineage: Eukaryota; Metazoa; Chordata; Mammalia; Rodentia; Cricetidae. The record is from RefSeq and is a predicted model, not a curated record.
UUGCCACAUAAUGAGAACCCUCAAGUCCUUCAGCAGUGGCCCCCAGCACUAACAUUACCUUCAAUGUAAAAAUGUGCCUAUUUGCGGUCACUUCUACCACCAGGUGCAGCAACAGAGCUUGAGCUGCAAGGAAAACACGGUGCUUACUAUCAAGGGUGUUUGUGUCUAAUACUCUGUCAAACCAUGGUGGACUACUAUGAAGUUCUAGGAGUGCAGAGAUAUGCGUCACCAGAGGACAUUAAAAGAGCUUACCGUAAAGUGGCACUUAAAUGGCAUCCUGAUAAAAAUCCAGAAAAUAAAGAAGAAGCAGAGCGAAAAUUCAAAGAAGUCGCCGAGGCAUAUGAAGUAUUAUCAAAUGGUGAAAAACGGAACAUUUAUGAUAAAUAUGGCAAAGAAGGAUUAAAUGGCAGAGGUGGAAGUCAUCUUGAUGACGAAUGUGAGUAUAGCUUCACAUUCCAUAAGGCAGAUGACAUCUUCAAAGAAAUUUUUGGUGAAAGGGACCCAUUUUCAUUUCACUUCUUUGAAGACUCACUUGAGGACCUUUUGAGCAGUUCGAGAAGCUCUAAUGGAAGCAGAAGCAGAGGCACUGGAUCCCUUUUCUCCUGUUCAUAUGACCACCCAGUGUUUGCCAAGCUUUCUUCUUAUGACACAGGAUAUACGUCUUACGUUUCACUGGGGCACGAGGACCUUACUUCAUUCUCUUCCCUGGCAUUUGAUGACACUGGGAUGGGCAAUUACAUACCCAUUACACCUUCAGGCAGAAUUGUUAAUGGAAGAAACAAUUCCAUUAACAUCAAUACAAUAAGAAACAUCAAUACAAAGAAAACCUUUGAGAACUGUCCAGAAAGAGAAGCUGAAGAUGAUGGUGAAUUGAAAUCCUUUCUUCUAAAUAAUGUGGUAGAUGAAGAGGGAUUUGCAGAAAAACGAUACUGGAGAAGACAGUCACUCAACAACUAUUCACCAAAUUCCUACAGCCCCCCAAACAUAUCUCAAUAUACCAUUGUGGACAACAAUGAACAAGGUACACCUUGGGUCACCAGCAAGAAGGAGCCUUCCAUUUUCUCAGCAGGAUUCAAAGAAGGUGGUAGGAGAAAAAAGAAGAAGCACAAAGAGGGACAGAAGAAGAAGUCAAACAAAAGGAAUCACUAAUUGCCUCUUCAGACACAUUAUGAUCAUAUAACAUUUAAACACCA